Pygocentrus nattereri (red-bellied piranha) is the source of this 5373-nucleotide messenger RNA. It is a transcript of the gene ap1g2, whose product is annotated as adaptor related protein complex 1 subunit gamma 2. Gene Ontology annotation, cellular component: Golgi apparatus; membrane coat; AP-1 adaptor complex. Gene Ontology annotation, molecular function: clathrin-cargo adaptor activity. Lineage: Eukaryota; Metazoa; Chordata; Actinopteri; Characiformes; Serrasalmidae. The coding region runs from base 1 to 2370 and encodes 789 amino acids. Gene Ontology annotation, biological process: intracellular protein transport; Golgi to vacuole transport; receptor-mediated endocytosis. The record is from RefSeq and is a predicted model, not a curated record. The transcript is spliced from 21 exons.
AUGGCUCCGUCCGUAUGUCUGCAGGAGAUGAUCCGGGUGAUCCGCAGUGCUCGGACUCAGGGAGAGGAGAGGGGGGUCAUUCAGAGAGAAUGUGCUGCCAUUCGGGCACAGUUUCGUCAAGCUGACAGCGGAGGGCGGUCUCACAACCUGGCCAAGCUCUUGUAUGUGCACAUGCUGGGCUACCCUGCGCACUUCGGGCAGAUGGAGUGCGUCCGUAUGAUUGCUAGUCCUAGAUACAGUGAAAAACGCAUCGGCUACCUCGGAGCCAUGAUGCUUUUGGACGAGAAACAGGAUGCCAGCUUGCUUAUCACCAACUCCAUCAAGAAUGACCUCUCUCAUAGCAGUCAGUACAUCCAGUCCCUGGCCCUGUGCACUCUGGCCUGCAUGGGCUCUGCAGAGAUGUGUCGAGACCUGGCACCUGAGAUCGAGCGCCUCCUCAAGGCCUCCAACUCCUACAUCAAAAAGAAGGCAGCCUUGUGUGCUGUCCAUAUUGUAAGGAAAAUUCCUGAGCUAGGAGAGCUGUUCACUCCCUCAGCGCACUCCCUGCUGUCUGACAAGAACCAUGGGGUUUUGCACGGCGCCGUGGUUUUGAUCACAGAGCUGUGUGAACGUAACCCUGGCAACCUUGAUGAGUUCCGUAAGGCUGUUCCGGAACUGGUACAGAUAAUGAAGGGUUUGGUCACGUCAGGUUAUUCUCCAGAACACAACGUAGCUGGCAUCAGUGAUCCUUUUCUGCAGGUUCGUGUUCUCAGGUUGUUGAGGAUUCUUGGCCGCAAUAAUGAUGAAGCAAGUGACGCUAUGAAUGACCUUCUGGCACAGGUGGCCACCAACACAGACAGCAGUAAGACUGCAGGCAGUGCUGUGCUAUAUGAAACAGUGCUCACUAUCAUGGACAUCAAAUCAGAGAGUGGACUGAGGGUGCUUGCUGUGAAUAUUUUGGGAAGGUUUCUUCUAAAUAAUGAUAGGAAUAUCCGGUACAUAUCAAUGACAUCACUCCAGAAGAUCGUUCAGACAGAUCACACUGCAGUGCAGCGGCACAGGGGCACCAUUGUGGACUGCCUGAAGGACCAGGAUGCCUCAGUAAAACGUCGUGCCCUAGAGCUGUCAUUGGCUUUAGUCUCCGCUGCAAAUAUCCGCUCUAUGAUGAAGGAGCUCCUUCGAUUCCUCUCUACCUGUCCCCCAGAGCUUCGAUCCCAUGCAACGUCUGGCAUCUUCAAUGCUGCUGAGAGGUAUGCUCCCUCUCAGCGCUGGCACAUUGACACCAUCCUGCAUGUCCUCAUCACGGCAGGGGGCGAUGUGAGAGAUGAGACCGUGCCUAACCUGAUUCAGCUCAUCAGUGUCGCCUCUGAACUGCACUGCUACACGGUUCAUAAACUCUACAGAGCACUGAUCUCUGACAUCUCACAGCAAUCUCUGGUUCAGGUAGCCUGCUGGUGUAUAGGGGAGUACGGUGACCUACUACUGAAAGGAGACUGUGACGAGAUUGAGCCCAUGCAGGUAACAGAAGAUGAUGUCCUAGAUGUUUUGGAAACCAUCUUGCAGUCCCACAUGUCGUCCCCUACAUCAAGAGGGUUUGCUCUGACUGCUAUCAUGAAGCUGAGCACCCGCAUCACAAACAAUAUUGAUCGAAUCAGGAGUGUAGUCAGUAUCUACGGCAGCUGCAUUGAUGUGGAACUCCAACAAAGGGCAGUAGAGUACAACGCUCUCUUCAAGAAAUAUGACCACAUGAGGGCAGCCGUGCUGGAGAGGAUGCCCAUAAUGGAUAAGAAUUCUCCUGGCCACGCUAACGGGGAUCCGAGUGGCGAGAUCACUAAAGAUUUGAUUCAGACUACACCAAUCCAAGGACUGCUGAUCCAAGAGCCUGCAAGCCAGGUGUGUGAUCUUUUGGACUUGCUGGGUGAAACUAACACGUCUUCUCAGGCCAACCAGAAUCAAGUCAACACUACAUCCAACUCAACCAGUUCAAGUGUACAAGAAAACUUGCUGGAUCUGCUGGGAGGACUGGAGCCCACUCCUGCUCCCAAUGUGACUGUAUAUGAGAAGGGAGGAGUGAAUCUGAAACUUCAGUGCGACAAUCAGACAGAAACGGCCAUCACAGUCACCUUCACCGCCUCCAAUUCCACUCAGAGUGACAUCACCAGCUUCACUCUACAAGCAGCAGUACCUAAGAGUGUUCAGCUUCAGAUGAAGGCUCCGAGCGGUGACGUGAUACCAGCACAAGGCCGUGGCACCGUUACCCAGACCAUCUUACUCAACAACCCCAACAAGGCAAGCUUAAAGAUGCGGGUUCGGCUGUCCUACACCAGUCAGGGCACACUCUGCCAGGACAUGGUACAGAUCGACUCCUUUCCGAGUCCAGCCUGGAACUGAGAGCUGCUGCACGUUGAGGCACUGAUACAGUACUUGGUGAAGGGAGUCACAGUUCUUAACUUAUUGAGAAUUAUUCCUCAAUACUUUGAUGUCCUACGGUUUUAUAUUAUGCUUUUAUAUUACUUUAAAAGGAGUAAUGAAUACCUUUGAGAAGUGAGGACAACUUUUACAAGCAGCACUAUGGAAGCCCAUUUCCGCCAGGUACGGGAGAAAGAAACUGGCUACAGUUCUGACAGCAGUUUGUUAAAAUAUUCAUUUAGUGUUUAGAAAUAAUGAUUUUCUCAAAAUGUUGACUGAAUAUCUGGAAAUAGUGACUUUUUCAAAAUCUUGAAAUAAAUGCAUUCUUCUUUCAAAAAAAGGAUCACAAAGUAAUGACUUAUUUUCUAAAAAUAUUGACUUAAUAUGUUGAGAUACCUUCUUUUUUUCCCAAUGCCUCAGAAUAAUGAGAACUUACUUUUUUAAAAUUUUGAAUUAAUAUCUAAAAAUACUGACCUGUCUUCUUAAAAUAGACAUAAUAUCUGAAAAUAAUGACUUAUUAUAUGUACAUAAUAUCUCUAAAUAAUCUCUCUUCUCAUAAUAUUGGCUUAAUAUGUUGGAAUGAUUAUUUUCUUAAGAUGUGUUGAAAUUAUAUUUUAUUUUCUCAAAAUACUGACUUGUUUUCUCAAAAUAUUGACGUAAUAUUUCAAAAAUAAUGACAAGUUUGAAACAAAUUGACAUAACGUGUUAAAAUACUUAUUUUCUCAAGAAAUCUACCUAAUGUCCUAGAAUAAUGACAUAUUUUGUCAAAAUAGAAAUAUGUGAAAAUGACUUUCUCAUUCUCAAAAUACUCAUGUAGUAUCUUUAAUAUUGGUUAAAUGUUGGCUCAUUAUGUUGAAAUAAUCAUUUUCUCAGGAUAUUGACAGUAUUGAAUUUUGAUCAACAUUUCAAGAUCAAUAAUCAAUUUCGAUACAAGUUGAUGUAAUAUGUUGAAAUAGUGACUUAUUUUCUCAAGAUAAGGGUUACUUAACUACCUAAACGACUUGUUUUCUCAAAAUAUUGUCUCCCGACUCUCAAACUCUCUUCCCUCACAUAUUCAACAGGCCAACUCUGUCUCUACUUUUAAAUCUAAACCUAAACCUCUCUCUUUUCUAUGCUUAUAACUGUUCUCAAUCUUAAACCAGCCCUUUUGCCAAGUCCUGCUAUGUUUUUGCUUGCGAUGUUAUGACUGUGCUUCAUGUUCUUAUGUUUGUCUUUACUGUUCUGUAUUUUGAAAACCUGUAAGCGUCUGUUUUUUUGAAAAGCGCUAUAUAAGUAUAAUGUAUUAUUAUUAUUAUUAUUAUUAUUAAUACCUUAGAAAAAUGACUUUUUUCCUCAGAGUAUUUACUUUAUAUACUGAGAGAAUGGCUUAUUUUCUUAAAAUAUUGACUUAAAUCUCAAAAUAUCAUUUUUUCUCAAAUUGAAUUUCUCAAAAAUUGACUUAAUAUCUCAAAGUUAUUACUUCUUUUUAAAUAUUGACUCAGUAUCUUGAGGUAAUGGCUUCUUUUCUCUGGAUUUUUAGAAGCUGUGUGGAAAUGAGUUACAAACUUUUUAGAAAGUAAACAUUACUUCAGGAUAAUACUUCAUUAUUGCAAGAUAGAAAGUCAUUCUUUUGACAUAGUAAGUCAGCAUUUUGAGAAAAUAAGUAAAUAUUAUAUAGUAUAAACUAUAUAGAUACUAUGUGAACAUUUUGGCUACCAGAAACAUAAUUGUGGGCAGUUUUUUUCUCCACUGUGUGCAGGGAAUAGUGCAUAUGUGGAUUCCACCAUGUGCUUUACUGUUAUUUCUCUGAAGCCAGGCACUAAUGUGCUCCAUCAUUAGAAAAAGUGCUGCUAUUUCAUGCAUGUUACACUUCAGACAGCACCAACACACUACCGAUCAAUCUUAUACAUGUUCAGGUAUUAAUGAACUGCCUAGGAGGAGUGUGAGAGACUGGUCACUCAUCGUGUCAGCCAUCCUACACUAACCAGAGAGCGGGCAGGUCUGUAUGCUGUUACAGUAAUGCUGAAAGGACUGCAACCUCAAUCCUUUCUGACUGCCUUACCCUGUUAAGGGGGAUUCCGCUGAUUUUGCACAAUUUCUGCAUUAUGUAGUUGAGCUGCAAGUCAUGUAGUUUGAUAUGCUUUGUUCUAGAGAAACUUGUUGCUUGUCCACUGUGUGGUGGAACCAGACCAAAGAGUUUAAAGCCUCCAAAGGCUUCCUCACAGAAAGUUUUUACGUGAUGUAGUUAUGAAUGUACUGGUUGAUACCCAAAACUUUGUUUUACUACAAUUUGUCAAAAAGAUUCUGGCCUAAAAUGUAUUUUGUGAGUUUGGACCACAUCCUAAACUGAGCUGAGGAGGAGCUCUGAUAAGCUUGGGUAGGAGUUCUGGAGCUGCCUGCAGAGAUCGUGAACGCCGGACCGCCAAUCCCUCAACAAGAGUGGGCAGUAAUGGAGGAGUGGGACGAGAUGGGGUGGUCACAGGAAACUGAAGGGAGAGGGAUGAAUUUAUAGGGCAUAGAAGGAGGGGUUUUGGAUGUGGUCCUUUCCCAAACUCCAUUCAUAACAAUUCAGUUAUGCUGAAGAGGUACAUGCAGGCUGUUAUAAGGCAAAAUAGUCCCCAGAUACAUCUUAUUUGGAUUUAGCACUGGUUUAACAUUACAGUGAUGUUUACAACUGUCGCUAAACCUGCAUGCGUCUUAUUUUAGAUGUAAAGAAAGAAAUCCGAGGAAGUUCCUCUACAAUCCAUCAUUCCACAUCCAGCCACUCUGAAUGACUCGACCACUGACUGAUGCAGAAAUUCUGAAAAAUCACUGCAGUUCUCUUUUAACAUGCCUCCCUCUGCACCCGUCCCAUUCCUCGACACCCAGAACUGAAGCAGAUCCCAUUUUGAGUUUGUAACUGUGAACCUCUGCUGUUCUACUGAAUCAUCACUCAUUAUUUUGUGUGGAUUGAAUUGGUUUUAUUGCCUCGUCUUAUUUUUAAAAUAAAGUGCAUUUCAAACAAAA